AUGAUGGUUAAUGAUAUAAAAACAACAUUGACUGACCGUAUGGCUGGUUUUGAAUCAUUUUCCAUAGCAUUAGACGAGAGCACGGAUUUGUCGGACACAGCUCAACUGGCUAUAUUUAUUCGAGGUGUUGAUAAGGAGUUCACUGUUACUGAGGAAUUGCUUGCUUUACAGCCGCUAAAAGGAGCCACUACAGGGGAGGAUAUUUUUAAUGAAGUUCAAAAGGUAUUCACAAGAUUUGGCUUGCCAUGGUCAAAAUUAAAGGGAGUAUGCAUUGAUGGUGCACCUUCUAUGGUCGGCUUACGUAAAGGUUUCAUCGGAAUUUUAAAUGAAAAAGCAACAGCAUUAAAUGUGCAAAAAGAUGAUUUGAUAGUCCUUCAUUGCAUUAUCCACCAACAGAACUUGUGUUCUAAGUCCAUUCGACUCCAGCAUGUUAUGGAUGUGGUAGUAAAAACCAUCAAUUUUAUUCGAUCUCGAGGGCUUAACCAUCGUCAGUUCAAGGGGUUCUUGGAUGAAAUAUCCGCUGAAUAUAACGACGUAACAUAUUAUUGUGAAGUCAGAUGGCUGAGCAAAAGAAAAAUGUUGGAACGGUUUUACGAGCUUAGAAAUGAGAUAGCAGACUUUAUGAAAAUAAAAGAUAAACCACUAUCUGAAUUGAGUGACCCAAAAUGGAUAUGUGACUUAGCAUUUCUGGUCGAUCUAACAGGCUAUUUGAAUGAUUUAAAUUUGAAACUACAAAAACAAGGACAGUUAGUAAAUGAUUUGUACAGCCAUUUGAAAGCAUUUCAGGUCAAACUGCGCUUGUGGGAGUCACAGAUGCUAUCUGGAAGAAUAAAUGACGUCUCUUGUCCUGGGCUUGAAGUCGAGCCAGGAGACGUGGAAUUAGUUUUGAAUGAAGGAGAAACGGUGACCGACUCACAAAGCCCAGCGUCGAGUUUACUUGAACCCGAUGGGAAUAUUGGGGAGGAAGAUCAGUCACCGGAGCUCAGCCCUAACAUAAUCACCACGAGUGAUCCUGUAAGAUCUGUUUCUCACGAAGACAUUUAUUUGGAUUGUGAG
This is a messenger RNA of Hyposmocoma kahamanoa, 1056 nucleotides long. Its product is annotated as general transcription factor II-I repeat domain-containing protein 2-like. The annotation marks the transcript as partial. The transcript has 2 exons. Lineage: Eukaryota; Metazoa; Arthropoda; Insecta; Lepidoptera; Cosmopterigidae. The record is from RefSeq and is a predicted model, not a curated record.